Molecule: messenger RNA, 3158 nt
Organism: Passer montanus (Eurasian tree sparrow)
Lineage: Eukaryota; Metazoa; Chordata; Aves; Passeriformes; Passeridae
Gene: KLHL6
Product: kelch like family member 6
Exons: 9
Coding region: 687-2519 (610 amino acids)
Biological process (GO): B cell receptor signaling pathway; germinal center formation
Molecular function (GO): protein binding
Source: RefSeq, a predicted model, not a curated record
GUGGGCGCGGAGCGGAGCGGUGCGGUGCGGUGCAGCGCGCUCGGGCCUCUCCGCCGCCGGUCGCGCUGCCAGCGCCGCUCAAAACAAAGGGGCUGGCGGGGCAUGUGACCGCCGAGCCGCCGCACAUGAUGUCACCGGCUCCGCUCCAGCGGCCCUGGGAGCUGUAGUUCCGCCGCCCCACCCGCAGACGGCCCCGCCGCCGGCCCCCCGCGAGGAGCCGGGACCAGCGGCAGGGACGGGAGAGCCGCGGCGGCAGCGGUGGGUGGCAGCUGCGAGCUCUUGCAUCGCCGUCCCUUUGCGGGGCAGGGGGAGCACACCCCGCGUACCCCACAAGUGCACCCGACCCUCCCCGCCCCGUGAGCAGGCAACAGCUUCAGAGCUAAAACUCAGAACUGUUUGACUUCAUUAGAAGUGAGAGCGUUCAGUCCAUUUCUCAUCCUCUGCCUGGAAAAGCAAGAAGGACCCCAAACAACAUAAACAGCAAAGAGAAAAUCAGCAGCAAGUUCACCUCACAGAAUACAGGAUGAGAAAGUGCAAGGCUUCCUGUUAUGUGUGUGUGACAGCUACAGAUAAGCAGAGACCUCUGGACAGGAAAUCCGCCCAACUUCUGCAGUGUGAUUUGCCCAAAGCUGAGGAGCCCGUUUUAGAUCGAAGCACCAACAGAAUGAGACGGGGCUGGCCAGAAAAUGGGGGACACGCUGGAGAAGAGCUCUGAGGAGCCCGAGAUCUCUUUGGACAAUGAGUGUUCGACAAAAAUGGGGGACCUGGUGGAAGUCUCGAGUGGUGAAAAGGUCAAGUUUGACGAUACAGGUCUCUCUCUGGUGCUCCAGAAUGGCCUUGAGAACCUUCGGCUUGAAAAUUCCCUUACUGAUGUCAUCCUGUGCGUGGACAGCAGGGAAUUCUCCUGUCACCGAGUGGUCCUUGCUGCAGCAAGCAAUUAUUUCAGGGCCAUGUUCUGCAAUGAUUUAAGAGAGAAAUAUGAGGAGAAGAUCAUACUAAAAGGAGUUGAUGCAGAAACCAUGAAUAUACUCUUGGACUACACUUACACCAGCAAGAUGCUCAUCACAAAGCAAAAUGUACAGAAAGUCUUGGAAGCUGCCAGCCUCUUUCAGUUCCUGCGCAUGGUAGAUGCUUGUGCCAGUUUUCUCACUGAAGCACUCCAGCCGGAGAACUGCGUCGGCAUCCUGAGGCUGGCUGACGCCCACUCCCUGCACAGCCUCAAACAACAGGUACAGAACUACAUUAUCCAGAACUUCACCCAGGUCCUGAACUACGAGGAGUUCCUGGAGCUGCCGGCGGACAUCCUGUGCAGCACGCUGAAGAGUGAUGAGCUCUGUGUCACGGAGGAGGCGCAGGUGUUUGAAACCGUCAUGAACUGGGUCCGUUACAAGGAGUCCGAAAGGUUUUCUCUCCUGCCAUACGUGCUGGAGAACGUCCGGCUGCCCCUCUUGGACCCCUGGUAUUUUGUAGAGACUGUUGAAGCUGAUCAACUCAUUAGACAGUGUCCAGAUGUCUUUCCUUUGCUCCAAGAAGCAAGAAUGUACCAUCUGUCAGGCAAUGAGAUUAUCACAGAAAGGACCAAGCCCAGGAUGCACGAGUUCCAGUCUGAGGUGUUUAUGAUCAUAGGGGGCUGUACAAAAGAUGAGAAGUUUGUAGCAGAAGUGACUUGCCUGGAUCCUUUGAGGCGAAGCCGUCUGGAAGUCGCAAAAUUACCAAUCACAGAGCAGGAGCCAGAGAAUGAGAAUAAAAAAUGGGUGGAGUUUGCAUGCAUUACUCUAAAAAAUGAAGUCUACAUAUCAGGUGGCAAAGAAACAAAGCACGAUGUCUGGAAAUACAACGCCUCCAUCAACAAAUGGAUACAAAUUGAGUAUCUCAACAUCGGGCGCUGGAGACAUAAAAUGGCAGUGUUGGGUGGCAAAGUGUAUGUCAUUGGGGGCUUUGAUGGCAUGCAGAGAAUCAACAGCAUGGAAGCAUAUGAUCCCUUUCAUAACUGCUGGUCAGAGGCUGCUCCCCUGAUGGUCAACGUGAGCUCCUUUGCAGCAGCCAGCUACAAGAAGAAGCUGUACGUGAUUGGGGGGGGCCCCAACGGGAAGCUGGCCACGGACAAGACGCAGUGCUAUGACCCGGCCACCAACGCCUGGAGCCUGAGGGCUGCCAUGCCUGUGGAGGCCAAGUGCAUCAACGCUGCCAGCUUCAGGGACCACAUCUAUGUGGUGGGUGGGGCGAUGAAAGCUCUGUACUCCUACAGCCCCCAGGAGGACACAUGGUGCCUGGUGACUCAGUUCACCCACGAGAGAGCCAGCUGUGGCAUUUCUCCUUGCAACAACAAGCUCUUCAUCACCGGCGGCCGAGAUGAAAAGAACGAAGUCAUUGCAACAGUGCUCUGCUGGGACCCUGAAACCCAGAAGCUGACAGAAGAGUGUGUCCUGCCUCGGGGGGUGUCUCACCACGGCAGCGUUACCCUCAGGAAGUCUUACACGCCCAUCCGUAAGAUCGUGCCCGGGGCAGUUUCUGUCUGAGCCCGGUGACAGACUGCAGCGAGGAUGGGUUUGAGCUUCGAGCACCGCCACAGCUCCUCUGGGGGGUAUCUGUAUAUAUGCUCAGUCCUUGUGUUUCCUCUGUACAUGAUAUCCUUAAAUUAUCUUAAUUCCUUCCCUCUACAGAAAAACAAAGGGACCAGCUGUAGUUUAGUCCUGCCAGCACAGGAUCUCGAAUCAGGCAAAGAAAUGUAGGUGGGAAAUUUACUUCUCAGCUAUAUCUGCCCUGGAAUGUGCUUGAACUGGCUCAGUCUGGUCCCAGAGUUUGGUCAACUAUUUAUUGUGUUGAUUUGGAUUUGCAAUAACUACUAGUGAAAAAAGAGAAGUCGUUUUAGGAAUAAAUAUUUGUACUUUGGUACGACAUAACUUCGUCUUCCAAAGCUGUGCUUUUUUUCUCCCAGUGUUUGGCACAUUAGAUUAAGUUUGAACCAGUUUGUUUGUUUGAAGAUAUCUUUUUGGUUUUUGAGUUCUGCAUGACCAAAAUAAAUCCAUCUCAUUUUGCAAACCUUGCUGUCAUUCUCAAGAAAGAGACUGCACAGGCUGCAAAUGUAAAUGAACGCUAAUUUGUUUCCACGGCACAUUCACUGCGGCUGUUUUCUAAAUAAAACAGGCCAAAGCGUA